GGCAGAGUUUAUGGUUAAGGCUGAAAGCGUGUAAGUUAAGAGAGCCGCUUUCAUCCUGCACUUAACCAGCGGCUUCGGUCAGCUUGCAGUUUGCCAGACCCCAGAGGGGAUGGGGCCUGCCCGAAGGGAAGACCACGAGGUGCCUGGACCGGCCUGUUCUUAGCAUUUCGUUAUGAAUCCAUGCGUAUCCACCGCGUGUUCUCUCCUCGGCCGCUCCCCUCCCCCCUAUUGUGGGAGGUGCUAAUGGAGUUAACCUUCUGUCUGGAGCACGUUGAGUCCCAGGCUCCCAAAGGGGGAGCAUGGCACAGCCCAGAGGAAAUGACCACUGCCCCGGUGAGGGUAAGGAACGUAGGAAUGUCCCAUCUUCAGGCCAGGUGCUCAUGGGCUUUCUUGGCUGUAGUGCAGAGAGCAGUGUGUGGGUGCCCAGGGGCGGACUGUGGUGCUUCACAUGUUGACGUGGAAGGUGAACGGGACUUCCCAGACUCCCCCCAUCUGCUUCCACUCAGGGCUGGCCACGGUGGUAAGAAUUUUCGAUGAGAAAGCAGCAGGAGGUGGUCCUGGCCAGGCGCUCGUGUCCAGAGCUCCUCCACUUGCCUGUGGUUUCUUCCUCUCCCGGUGGCCAGCGUGCUGCCAGCUACAGCCUGUGGCUUUAGGUGGCCUCUGCUCUCCUUACCUCACGUUCCGCUUUCCCCACCUGCCUGUCCUAGGCCUUAAGGCUCAGCAGAUGCAGCGGAAAGUCCAACCGAGAGACUCGUGUGUGGUCGAUCCAACGUGGGUGAUGGCCUGUGUUUGUAAGGCGCCCAAGCUGGCACCGUGGAAGAUGGGAGGAGGGUCCCAGGGCUGGACACCACCGUUCCGCCUUGCAGGGCGGAGGACCAAAGGCCUCGAGGUCCUUGGAGAGGGUCACACCCCUAGGGCAGAGGUUGGGGGGCAAAUGGGACUGUGGGCAGUCAGAACAAGCCCCUGCCAGGGCCGGGGUUCUGCAACCGCGGGAUGGAUGGCGGGAGACGCUCGUCGACGUCCGCCCGCAGUGUCCCUUGCAAGGAGCCUCGGGCCGCGAACACGCGUGGCGCCUGCAGGAAGAGGCCCAAAACCCGCCGGGACGCUAACGACGGAACCCCUCCCGGGCGUGGCCUGAAGCUUCGCAGCCCGGCAGUCAGGAGAACGGCGCCCCCGGCGGCCUCUGUCGCGGAAGGGGGCGGGGCCAGGGGCCCGAAGGCCGAGGGGACGAGUACGAACGCCCGCCCGGGAGCGCGCCAGCCGGAAGGGGAAGCGCGGCAAGGCGCCACUUCCGGGACGGGCGUGGCCGGGGCGUGGCCUGCGCGCUCGCCGCGCCCCCGGCAGCGUGCCCGAGGCCCCUUCCGCGUCCCUGUCCAUCUAUCCGACCAUCCGACCCCAUCGCGCGCGCGACCGCUGCAGCCAGGCCGGAUCCGAGCCACCGCAUCAUGGGCUGGGGAGCUGGCGGGAGCUGCACGCCGCGCCCACCCAUCCGCCAGCAGCCGGCGGAGACCCGCGUGAUCACUGUGAUCUUUCUCGGCCUCCUGCUGGACCUCCUGGCCUUCACUCUGCUGCUGCCCCUGCUGCCAGGGCUGCUCGAGAACCACAGCCGAGCCCAGGACCCCCUCUAUGGCUCAUGGCAGCAAGGGGUGGACUGGUUUGCUGCAGCCAUCGGGAUGCCAGCAGAGAAGAGGUACAACAGUGUCCUGUUCGGAGGUCUGAUUGGCUCCGUCUUCUCAGUCCUGCAGUUCCUCUCGGCACCGCUCACAGGGGCCACCUCUGACUGCCUGGGAAGGCGCCCCGUGAUGCUGCUGUCCUUGGCAGGCCUGGCCACCUCGUAUGCCGUGUGGGCUGCCUCGGAGAGCUUUGCGGCCUUCCUGGCCUCCAGGGUGAUCGGUGGCAUCAGCAAGGGGAACGUCAGCCUCUCCACGGCCAUUGUCGCCGACCUGGGCUCGCCACCUGCCCGCAGCCGAGGCAUGGCAGUCAUCGGAGUGGCCUUCUCGCUGGGCUUCACGCUGGGCCCCAUGCUGGGCGCCUCCCUGCCCGUGCGGACGGCGCCGUGGCUCGCUCUGCUCUUCGCAGUGUCUGACCUGCUGUUCCUCUUCUGCUUCCUGCCAGAGACGCUGCCCCCAGAGAAGCGGGCGCCAUCUAUCAGCCUGGGAUUCCGAGCUGCUGCUGACCUGCUCAGCCCCCUGGCACUGCUCCGCUUCUCGGCCGUGGCUCAUGGCCAGGACCCACCCACUGGAGACAGGCUCAGACACCUGCGCCGCCUGGGCCUCGUCUACUUCCUCUACCUCUUCCUGUUCUCGGGCCUGGAGUUCACACUGACAGCCCCCACGAGGACCUGGCUGCGGCACUAACCCCCCGCCCGCCCCAGUCUGCAGCAGGGGAAGAUGUUCUUCUUCAUCGGUCUUGCCAUGGCCACCAUCCAGGGCACCUACACCCGGCGCAUCAGCCCUGGCAGGGAAAUCGUGGCUGUGAAGCAGGCCAUCCUGCUGCUGGUCCCCGCCUUCCUCCUCAUCGGCUGGGGGUUCACGCUGCCCACGCUGGGCCUGGGGCUGCUGCUCUACUCCUUCGCCGCUGCUGUCGUGGUGCCCUGCCUGUCUUCCGUGGUCGCUGGCUAUGGCUCGCCUGGGCAGAAGGGCACGGUCAUGGGCACGCUGCGGAGCCUGGGCGCCCUGGCCAGGGCGCUGGGGCCCAUGGUGGCCGCCUCAGCGUACUGGCUGGCGGGCGCGCCGGCCUGCUUCACCGUGAGCGCGGGGCUCUUCCUGCUCCCCUUCCUUCUCCUGCGGAGCCUGACGGCCCCAGCACCGACGCUCAAGGCCGAGUAGCUGAGCUGGCCCGGCCCCAGACUGGGGGCUCCAAGACAGGAAAGGGGGGGCUCAGCCAGGACCCCUCCGUGCCCCUGGGCCCAGCCCCGGGGGCCACGACACUCCUCCGCCUCGUCCGUCCAGUGGGACCCGGGCAGCCCUGCCCACCGAGCGCACAGCAGGGUCAGCUGCCUCCACGACCUUCCAGGCUUUCGGUUUGCUUGUUUACUCAGCGACACAGAGUGUCAGCCUGGUGUCCUGAUGACAAAAUAAAACAACUAUUUUAUACUAA
Messenger RNA from Pteropus alecto (black flying fox), 3099 nucleotides. It is a transcript of the gene SLC75A1, whose product is annotated as major facilitator superfamily domain containing 10. Gene Ontology annotation, cellular component: brush border membrane. The transcript is spliced from 13 exons. Gene Ontology annotation, biological process: transmembrane transport. Gene Ontology annotation, molecular function: transmembrane transporter activity. Lineage: Eukaryota; Metazoa; Chordata; Mammalia; Chiroptera; Pteropodidae. The record is from RefSeq and is a predicted model, not a curated record.